Molecule: messenger RNA, 626 nt
Organism: Haliotis rufescens (red abalone)
Lineage: Eukaryota; Metazoa; Mollusca; Gastropoda; Lepetellida; Haliotidae
Product: calcium-dependent protein kinase 31-like
Exons: 6
Coding region: 141-590 (149 amino acids)
Molecular function (GO): calcium ion binding
Source: RefSeq, a predicted model, not a curated record
GUCUGCACAAAUGUUUACUUUUUAUAACGACACUCCUUCGCAUCUUCACACUUUAAAUGAGAAGUAACGCGCCCGCUUGUCGGUAGUAUCAGCCAGACAGCCUUGUGGAACACUAGCUGUACUUCUCCUCCUCCAGAACCAUGAUAGCUUUCCUUGUUCUAAUCGGAUCUGUAGCAGUUUAUGGAAAACAUGGCCACAACCACUCCUGCAUCCACACCAACCAUGACCAUCUACUGUCGAGCCAGGUGGUCAGCAACGUCAUCGCCGACAUUGACAAAGAUGGCGACGGCAUUGUGGAGCCAACCGAGGUCCAGCACUUCGUCGCCGGAUAUGACCUUGACAAAAACGGCAAUAUCACAGAGAGUGAGUUUACACUACAAUGGCAUCGGCACUACCUCGACGUUCGCGACUUUGUCGGCUACCUCUUCCAAAAUUUCGACAUGAACAACGACAUGCGUCUGACCGACAGUGACCUCGUCGCUUGGUCAAAAAAUCUCGACACUGACGGAAAUGGGGAAAUCUCGAUCGCAGAGUUCAGGACCUACAUGAUGAACCUCUACACCAACUGUGUUACAGCUCACGCCAACUGAUGUCCACUGUGAAAUAAAACAUCGUGAUCGACAUUC